Messenger RNA from Musca domestica (house fly), 1939 nucleotides. RefSeq lists its product as uncharacterized. The coding region runs from base 609 to 1931 and encodes 440 amino acids. The transcript is spliced from 3 exons. Lineage: Eukaryota; Metazoa; Arthropoda; Insecta; Diptera; Muscidae. The record is from RefSeq and is a predicted model, not a curated record.
AACUCACGUUGUGAUAUGAGGCAAAAAAAGUGUUUUUUUAUCAGCAUAAUUUCUUCAAGAAAUGUGAACGGAAUGCCAAAGCAGCCAAAAAAAAAUAAUGAGUCAAUUUUGCGAUUGGGCUAAUAAAUUGGAAGAUAUAACGAAUUUAUUGGUCGUUCAUUGAUAUGGAAUAACGUUGGUGGGAAUGUAUGUUGGACACUUGAGUAAAUGACGAUUAGAUUAAAUAACAAACAAACACAAAAAAUAUAAAUAAAACUGAAAACUAAAAAAAAGAAUUACGCUCAACGCAACGCAACUGUUCGAUAGGGAGGUGUAAAAAAGUGCCGGGCAAAGAAAGUCGUUCACAAAUGCAUGCCCGCUUGUCAGUGGAUAUUAACAAGUCGGCAAGAAUAGAACAAAAAACACAACUCAGCUAGAAAACAAAAACAUAAUUGCAAAAGUGUUAUAAGAAAUAAAAAAAAAAAAUAACAACAACAAGAAAGAAGUGUCAACACAAGAAAAGUGCAACAACAACAAUUUUGUUUUUAUUUUGGUUUUCGAAAUAUUUUUGGAAAACGGCCAACAAAGAAAAAAUAUAAACAACAUUUUGAAAUUUUUUUUCCUAUGAAAUGGCAACAAUGUUAAAUGAAACUGUGGCAACUGUCAUUAGUGCCAAACAGUGUAAACAAAUUUUACAAAAAUACAACGAGGAACAUGAAACGGAUUUGAAGCUGCUUAGCUUUAGUGUUAGCCCAGCGGAAGAGGUAAAAGGUUUCUUGGGGGAAUAUUUUCAUUUGAAUUUGCUUUGCACGGAGGCGACAGAGGCAACAGCAGCAGAAGCUGAGGUGAAUGAAAAUGAUGAAGAGUUAUGCGAGGAGGAAAGCAAUGAAAGGGAAAAUGACGAUUUUGAGGAGGAUUUCAUGGGCCAGAGUCUGAAAUUUUUUAUCAAGAAGCUGCCAUUGGUCCAUGAGCUACACGAAAAGGUGGUUAUAUUCCGCAAAGAAUGCCGUUUGUACAGUUCUCUGUUGAUGGAAUUGCAAGAAUAUUCUCCCCAACCAUGGUGUCCCAAGGUGUACCUGAGCUCUUCCCAAUUGCUAGUCUUACAAGAUCUCGAAGACAGUGGCUAUCACUCCCUGAACAACAAAGAACACCUAGAAGAAUCCGAAAUUUUUGCCAUACUCAAGGGGUUGGCGGCCAUGCAUGCAUCCAGUCUUCUCUAUGAGCUCUACGACAAAACCAUUGAAGACAACUAUUAUGACUGCCUUAAAGAAAUCACCGUGCAUCCAGAUAUACCCUGGUUUACAACGGGCCUGCGGGCACUAUUACAAAUAGCAAAGCUACAUCCAAACUUCCAAGAGGAAGUAUCACAGGAAUUUAUCGAUAAAGAGUUGCCAUAUCAUUUGAAAUCGGUUUACUUCAUGGUAAAUCCCUCUCCAAAAUAUCGUAAUGUGGUGUGUCACAGAGACACCUGGGGUGGUAAUAUUUUCCUAAACUCUGAAGAUCCUGAUGACGCUGCCAUGUUUGUUGAUUUUCAAACCUGUCGUUAUUGUCCACCAGCAAUUGAUAUCAUUUUUACUCUCUUCAUGAAUCUAACGAAAGAAGAGAGAGUGGCAAGAGAAAAUGAGUAUUUACAUUACUAUUGGAGUGAGUUCAAGAGAAUAUUGGCCGCCAAUGAUGAUGAUGGCGGAGAGAGUUGGGGUCUCAGUGAAACGGAAUUUUUCGAAUCUUAUGAAGAGUUUAAAUUAUUCGGUUAUGUUUAUCGUGCCUUGGCUGUGACGAUUUUAAAUGUUCCCAAAGAAAUGGUAACAGAGGAAUAUAAAAAUGUAGAGAGAACAGAGCCAUUGCUGAGAUAUAUGGAAGAGAAUGAGGAAUUUCGCUUGCUCAUGGACGAAUGUGUGGAGGAUGUAAUUGAAGCUGUAGUGGAAAUUAGGACAAAGGAGGAAAGUUUUUAGAAUUUAAA